AAGUGACUUGGACCAGGGAAUAAGUGAAUUGAGGUCAGGACUCAGAUCUCCUUGGAUCCACACCAGACAACCUGCCACAUGGAGCCCUCACCCUAAUCUUAACACUUCCAUGGAUCCAUGGCUUCAUCAGCCAUCACAGGAGUACAAGGCCACAGUAAUUGCAUACAUGUUCACAUGUGUGUGCAUAUGUGCAUUGUGUAUGCAUAUGUGCAGAUGUGUACAUGUGUGCGCAUGUGUGCACGUAUGUAUGCGUGUGUGCAGAUGUCCACGUGUGUGCAUGUGUGCAGAUAUGUACGUGUGUGUGCAUGUGUGUAUGUAUGUGUGCAGAUGUGCACGUAUGUGUGUGUGCAGGUGUGCAUGUGUGUGCAGAUGUGUACUGUGUGUGCAUGUGUGUAGAUGUGCACGUGUGUGCAUGUGUGCAGAUGUGCAUGUGGGUUGCAGAUGUGCACGUGUGUGUGUGCAGAUGUGCAUGUGUGUAUGCAUGUGUGCAGAUGUACACAUUUGUGUGUGCAGAUGUGUACGUGUGUGUGCAGAUGUGCACGUGUGUAUGCGUGUGUGCACGUGUGUGUGCAGAUGCACACAUGUGUGCAUGUGUGCACGUGUGUAUGCGUGUGUGCAGAUGUGUACCUGUUCGCGUGUGUGUAGAUGUGCAGGUGUGUGUGCAUGUGUGCAGAUGUGUACGUGUGUACGUGUGUGCAGAUGUGUGCAUGUGUGUGCAUGUCACGUGUGCAUGUCACAUGUGUGCAUGUUUAAUGCAUUACUUACUGAGGAAAGAGGAAAAGUGUCGGCAGUUCUUGAUGUUUUUCUCCGUCCUGGAUAUUGUAGGUGUCACUUCCAGGAAAGCCAGACAGCCAUGGUGUGUCAGGAGGGGGGGGUCCCAGGACAAAACCUAUGAAGUGAAGAUGAACCCACAACAUAGGAGUCCUGCAGUGAGCCCAGCCUGCUCUCCACAGAGAUGUGAGCUCUGCUGCCCUCUCCCAGCCAAGCCCUGCUGUGGGAACAGAUGUGGGGAGGCAGGGGCAGGUCCCUGAGAUCCCUCCUCUGGGCAUAAUUUGCAGGAGGCGAGGAGAUCACAGAGAAAACAUCUGCACAGCCCCUGUUAUCUCCUUAGGGGAGUGGGAGCCCCCAACACACACACACACACACACACACACACACACACACACGACGCUCUUUUUAUUUGGCCUUUCCUGACCAGAAAAAUUCCUAAAUAUUGUUUCUUAAACGUUUUAGGCUGUAACCAACAGUCAUAAAAAUAUUUUCUGGUGAGAUUCAGUGUACACAUACAUAUAUUGACAAUUACACAAGUGUUUCAAGACACUACGUAUAAUAAAGCUGCCCAGAAGAGGGCACUGGUGGUAAAGCUAGGCCUGAGAUUUUUGUCCUUGCUGGAAUUUUUGGAGGAUUUUAGCUGCAGAUCUACAUCAUUUUAGAAGGUUGUGACAUCCAUUUAGUCAGUUAUGACUAACCCUUAAAAGAAUAGCGUAGCGCAGCACAGCACAAUAGAAACCAUCAGAAUGCAUCAAAUGUCACAAAGGCUCUCCUACCAGGAUGACGAAAAUCGGCAACUGACGCUCCCAGAGGAGGACAAGAGGGACAUCCGGCAAUCUCCGAAGAGGGGUUUCCUCCGCUCUGCCUCACUAGGUCGAAGGGCCUCCUUCCACCUGGAAUGUCCGAAGCGACAGAAGGACCAAGGGGGAGACAUCUCCAGAAUACAGUCCUGCCCUUGCAUCUGGUUCAUCCUCAGUUCAUGGAAGGACGUGUUCAGCUCACCCACCCACAGUGACCAGUGUGGUGGAGCCGCUGACAUCUCAAGGAUCUAUUUGGGAAGAUGAGAAGAGUACUUGCUCCAUCUGGGGGUGUUGUCCCAGCCACGUCAGCCUAUCUGGCGGGGUGUGGGGGUGUCUGCCACCCUGUCCCCGCUCUGCUGAUGCCCCUCCCCUCAUGCUGUCCAGGUGCCACCUGACACAGGCUCCUGUGCAAAGGCAGGUGGGGAAGCCCAAACCUCACUCACAGGGAGGCCCUCAGCCACCAGAGUCCAGGUUCUCCAGCAGCUACGAUUUGAGGAGGUUGAGGGUGAAGACAGGAGGGAAGAAGAGUCCUACAACUGUCAGGAAUGGGGCAUCUUUCCCUGUCCCUAAGCAAAGCUCCCUCUUCCCACUGCCCUCCCCAGCCCCAGCUCCCUGUCCUCCCCAACACCUAGUGAGAAAGACGGUGCAUGGAAGGGAGUCCCAUGGGGAGACGCUUACACGACCUCUUUGUGAAGCCUCUUCUGGGUUUAACUUCAUUCAUCCAUUUAUUUUUAUGUCAAAGCAAUGAAAUGUUUCUUUAUGGAGCCAGAUACCAAUAUAACAGGUGAAUGGGUUUCUGCCACAUCUCUACAUUGAUGGAGGAUGCUUGAACGACCCCCCUCACUACACCGAUACACACUGUUAAGGCCCAAAGGCUGGGGUUGAGCUCUAGAUAAGGGAAUUUCCUACUCCUGGAAGGGUGGACACUGCGUAGACAAACAUGGAGGGAGAACCAGAGUGACUUCCUUGUGUGGAAAAUUGACUUUCUUGGGGGAGACAAAAACCCAGAAAUAACACAAGGUCAACACAUGCAAUACUAAAUUCAAUACUUACAUGCUAGCAAUAAAUAACUGGAAAUUUU
This is a messenger RNA of Pongo pygmaeus (Bornean orangutan), 2652 nucleotides long. Its product is annotated as voltage-dependent L-type calcium channel subunit alpha-1C-like. The transcript has 4 exons. NCBI's taxonomy places the organism in Eukaryota, Metazoa, Chordata, Mammalia, Primates, Hominidae. The record is from RefSeq and is a predicted model, not a curated record. The coding region runs from base 1518 to 1835 and encodes 105 amino acids.